AUUUAUUAAUUUCAACAUUAAUUGGAGAAAUAACCCCUAAAGAAAUAUUUGAAAUUCCUUUAACCUAUUUAAGUUUAAUUGAUAAUAUAAUAAAAAAUAAAAUAAUUAAUGAUAAUAAUGAUGAUGAACAAGAUGAACAAGAUAAAAAAGAUGAAAAUAAAGAUGAAAAUGGAAAUAAAGAUGAUGAAGAGGAUAAUAAAGAUAAUGAAGAUGAUGAUAAAGAUGAUGAAGAUGAUAAAGAUGAUGAAGAUGAUGAAGAGAAUGAUGAAGAGGAUGAUAAAGAGGAUAAUAAAGAGAAUGAUAAAGAGAAUGAUAAAGAGGAUGAUAAAGAGAAUGAUAAAGAGAAUGAUAAUAAUCAUGAUAAUAAUAAUAAUAUUAAUAAAAAAUUAUGGAAAUCAUUUGAUAAAUAG
Molecule: messenger RNA, 410 nt
Organism: Funneliformis mosseae
Lineage: Eukaryota; Fungi; Glomeromycota; Glomeromycetes; Glomerales; Glomeraceae
Source: the annotation of a GenBank genome assembly